Messenger RNA from Ylistrum balloti, 861 nucleotides. RefSeq names its product carbonyl reductase [NADPH] 1-like. NCBI's taxonomy places the organism in Eukaryota, Metazoa, Mollusca, Bivalvia, Pectinida, Pectinidae. The transcript is spliced from 8 exons. Bases 1 to 861 code for a protein of 286 amino acids. The record is from RefSeq and is a predicted model, not a curated record. Gene Ontology annotation, molecular function: carbonyl reductase (NADPH) activity.
AUGAGUGGAAGUAAGCGUGUUGCAGUGGUUACAGGUUCCAAUAAAGGUAUAGGAUUUGCCAUUGUGCGCGGUCUGUGUAAACAGUUUGACGGGGAUGUCUACCUCACUGCUAGAAAUGAAAUAAUCGGACUUGACGCAGUAGAAAACCUAAAGAGAGAGGGACUUCAAGUCAAGUUUCAUCAACUAGACAUCACUAAGCCUUACACUAUCAAAAAAUUGAAGACAUAUCUCCAAGACAGUUAUGGUGGACUGGACAUCUUAGUCAACAACGCAGGCAUUGGAUAUCCGGAGGCUUCCACAGUACCUUUCGGUGAACAAGCAGAAGCAUCAGUCCGAACUAACUUCACUGGAACGCUUGCUGUGUCUGAAGCAUUGUUUCCUAUUCUGCGUCCACAUGCAAGGGUGGUAAACAUAUCUUCUAUAAUAUCUCAAUUCAUAAUGAAUCAGUGUCGUGCCGACCUCAGGGAAACUUUGCUAAGCCAUACGUGUAUUACAAUGGAGAAAUUAAAUAAUCUCAUGGAGCAAUUUGUAGAUUCAGCUAAAACGGGAACAUACCAAGAUCUUGGCUGGCCGAACACAGGCCUUGCUUCAUAUGGUAUUUCAAAGAUAGGAGUGACCAUCAUGUCCUUCAUACAACAAAGGGAACUUCUGAAUGACGCCAGGCCAGAUGUAGUGGUCAACGCGUGCUGUCCCGGCUUCGUGGCCACUGACUUAACUGAUCACAGAGGAACGAAAAGUAUCGACGAAGGUGCUGACACCCCUCUGUACCUCGCCAUGCUCCCUUUGAACACGACCAGUCCCAAUGGAGAAUUGGUUUCGGAUAGGACCAUCCUCGAUUGGCAAGUGACUCAGACCUAUUAG